AUGGCCACCAUCACAGCUACUCCUGCUGCGGAUGGCAGCUCGAGCACAGCCAAGACUCCCGCUCAGUUGAUGAAAGAACAGCAUGAGGCUGCGGAGGUGCAUCGGGUUACAGUUGAAGAAGUCCCGGACGAAGAUGAUAUUGAGCAUCCUCCUCCUCCGCAUCAACAUGUUGAAGAGACGAAAGAUACCACAGUCACCUCGAACGGCACAACCGAGCCUCCCUUGUCGGAGAAGGCUGCAGGCAAGCAGAAAGCCUCUGACAAGCCCAGCGUUCUCGACACGCAGUCCGACGAGGCGUUCCCCGCCUUGGGAGCUGCAUCCAAACCACCCGUCUUUUCCUCCGGCUGGGUUGCAAGUGCCUCUGCCAAAGCUCCUCCCACAAACGGCACACCAGCUGUUGGGCCCCGACCAACUUCGUCCGGCGCUGGCACCCCCACCUCGGCCCCAGGAGCCAGGACCCCGGUCACCACCGCUGCCGGCGCUCGUGGCAAUGUGCUGCUACCCGGAAGAUAUCGCGACUCGUUCGAAAUUGACAACGCCGACCUGGACAGGAACAAGCCUGUGAAGAGAAUCCUGGACGAUGUCAAGAAGAAGUUUAAUGUCAUUGUCACGCCCAAGCCGACCAACUUCGCAACCCGGACAGAAUUCAUUGCGGAAGGUCCCAAAGCCCGUGUCACCGAGGCGUUGAUGUACGUGUCGAAAGAACUGACGCUGGAGAAACAAGUCAAACUCGAGAUACCCUCCACCGUGUCGGCGCAGAUCAUCGGCAAGGGCGGCGCGAACAUCAAGAAGCUCGAAACCCAGUUUAAUGUGAGGAUCCGGAUCGACCGAGAUACCAGACCAGCAACAAAUGCCGAAGAAGUGAGAACCGAUGUCGUUGAGAUCCGCGGCAAUGCAGCUCAAGUUCGACAAGUUUACGAGCAAAUCUCCAACCAGGUUAAAGCGCUUCAGCCAAAGGUCGAUCUUCCUGUCCGUGAUAUACCCCCAGAAUUCUAUCCGUUCAUUGCUGGGCAAUAUGCGGACCGUCUCCGACAAUUGGAACAGGAUCGCGAUCUCCGUAUCAACGUGCCCCAGUACCACACGUGGCAACAACAACCACCACCCCGACCUGCCGAGGACGACCGACCUGCUUUGUUUGUGCCCCACGGGGACAGCCAUAUUGUGAUUUCCGGUGAACAAGCCGCGGCGUUGGAAGCCCGUACUUUGCUCGAGCAGCUGGCUGGCGAGCUCCAGAAAAAGCUUUUGCUCGAAGAAGUGGCCGCCGAACAGAUUCUCCAUCCUUACAUUGUAGGUGAUCGUGGUAUGGAUCCUCUAAAGUUCUUGGAAGAGACCGGCUGUGUGGUCAUUCUUCCUCCUGCCAACGAAGAAACCGAGGAGAUACACAUCAUCGGGCCGAAGGACAAGCUCAGUGCUGGCCGAAACCUGGCUGAGGAGCUCAUGUCUCGAAAGCACAACCGAGCGGUCGAUAUGCACAAGCACUUCCAUGACGCUCCACAGGGCCCCGAGCGCCAUUCCAGGGCACUCGCUCAAUACUUGCAGCAGAAGGCUAUCGAGCGGGACUUUAUGAACUCGCACGGCGCCGAAGUCGUUUUUCCUCAGAGUUCGAAUGCUUCCUCAAGCUGGAGUGUCAUUAGCAGUGACCCUCAGAAGGCGCUUUCGGCGCGCAAUGAGCUGUCCAAGAUUGCCCAAGCGUACCCCACGCCCAGACUGCAACUUGUGGAGGUUGAUCCCUUCUUCCAUCCCCAUCUCGAAAAGAUGCACGGAUCGCGGUUGAAGGAGAACCUGGGGGUUCACAUGAUCGUACCCAAAGACGGCUCUGAUCCAGUUAUCCUCGUUUAUGAAGGUCCUUCGCAAAGCGGACCAUUUUCGAUCCCGCGAGCAAAACCCACCAAAGGCGACAUUGCCAACUUCGAGAAAGCUUUACAGGAAGCUCAAGCGCAACUGCUAAGCAACAUUCCACAUCAAGGAAUAUCCGUCCAGGACAUCCACGUGCCCAAAAAGUUCCAGGACAAGGUCCGGAAAUUUGUGAAAAACGAACCCAGACCUUCUCCCCCCGAAGCUUUCCCUGUGCAAGUCGACUUUGGCGCCCCUAGAGGACAGCAUCAAGCCAACGGCCUCUCCCGGGGCUCGCCGUCCGAGAGAGUUUACUUGAGAGGGCCCAGCGAGGCGGACAUUGCAGAACUGCGUGGCAAGAUUGAAUCUUACCUGAAGGAAGUCGAGCAGGACGAGAAGGAACGCGGUUAUACCACGACAUUUGCAUUCCCCGCUCAAUUUAACAAGAACUUGAUCGGAAAACAGGGCGCGAACAUCAUCGCUCUUCGUGAGAAGCACGAUGUCGAGAUCGACACUCGAGAGCCGGGCAAGGUCACCAUCCAAGGGCCGCAGAAAAAGGCUGAAGCUUGCAAGGCCGAGAUCCAGCGAUUGGCCAAACAGUGGGAAGACGAGGUCAGUUUCGCCAUCAAGAUCGAUCCCAAGUAUCACGGCAUGCUGGUGGGCCGCAGUGGAGAGAAUCUCCAAAAGAUCCAAAACAAGGUGGAUAACGCAGUGCGAAUCGACUUUCCCAAGACGUCUCGAGUCAGCGACGACGCUUCCGUUGCGGACAAUGCCAGCGACGUUGGUGGUAGCAAAGGUCUCCCGCACGAUGAAAUCAGAAUUCGAGGACCACGCGCGAAGGCCGAAAAGGUGCGGGACGAGCUGCUGAGUUUAUACCAGUACCUGGUCGACAACUCGCAUACGGCAACUGUGUCGGUUGCGCAGGAGCAAAUUGCCUCACUCAUCGGCAAACGUGGCCAGGAGAUGGAAAAGUUGAGAGCCGAGACCGGCGCUCAGAUUGACAUUCCCAAACCUGAUGGCUCCGAUCGCGUCACCAUCCUGGUCAAAGGCACCAAGCAGCAGGUUGAAAAGGCGAGACAGGAGCUGCAAAAGCGAUCCAAGGCCUUUGACAACAUUGUCACACGCAAUCUGAACAUCGACAGGAAACAUCACCGCGCUCUGAUCGGGACUGGUGGUGCGAACAUCCAAAGUAUCGUGGCCAAAGCAGGUGGCACUGGCACCAGCGCAGAACAUGUCCGUUUCCCUCGUCAUGGCGACGAGUCAGACACUCUGGUAGUCAAGGGCACUGCCGAUGUUGUGGACAAGAUCGUGGCCGCACUUGAAAACUUUGUGGAGGAAAGAGAAAACCAGAUCACGGAGAUAGUGGAUGUCCCGGUCACCCAGCACCGAGAAUUAGUCGGACCCAAUGGAAGUACCCGGAAGAAGCUGGAAGGGGACUUUGGGGUGACCCUGAACGUGCCCCGUCAAGGAAGUGGUGAGACAGGGGUCAAGAUUGCUGGCCGACCCGAGAACGUUCAAAAGGCCAAGGAACAUAUCCAAAAGAUCACCAUCCGACCCCAAGGCGAGACGAUCAAUGUGCCGCGGUCUUUGCACAAUAUUAUUUCGAGAAAUGGCGCUCUUUUCCGCGAACUUUCAAGAGACAAUAUUCGCAUUGACCAUAACGGACAGAAGCCGCCGCCAAAGUCCAAAGAUGGCCAUCGCGGGCCUCGGGCACCACCCGCCCAUGGCGACUUGCCCUUGAUCACUGACCAGCCUGGUGAGGAGAAGUAUUCUUGGGAUAUUGUGUCCAACCAAGACGCUUCGGAGGAGGAGGGAGAGAUUCCUUGGGUGAUUUUGGCCGGCAAAGAUGCUUCCGAGGAAACGGUGGCGAAAGCCAAGCAAAAAAUUCAAUCGUUGAUUGAAAAAGCACGAGAGCCUCAACACACGGGAUAUCUGGUCCUGCCCGACCCUCGAUUGCAUCGCCACAUUAUCGGACAGGGCGGCCACACCAUCAACGCCAUUCGCAAAGCGUCGGGCUGUGAGAUUCAGGUGCCGAACAAGAACUCCAGCAAAGGAGAAGGCGACGCCAUUACCAUUGUUGGCAAGAAGGAGGGUGUGGAGUCGGCUCGCGAUCUGAUUCUGGAGGAGAUCAAGAGGGCCGAAGGUGGUCGAGGCACUCACCAGGGUCGUAACUAG
Molecule: messenger RNA, 4008 nt
Organism: Capronia epimyces CBS 606.96
Lineage: Eukaryota; Fungi; Ascomycota; Eurotiomycetes; Chaetothyriales; Herpotrichiellaceae
Exons: 2
Coding region: 1-4008 (1335 amino acids)
Biological process (GO): nuclear division
Cellular component (GO): nucleus; cytoplasm
Molecular function (GO): mRNA binding
Source: RefSeq, a predicted model, not a curated record